Sorghum bicolor (sorghum) is the source of this 1515-nucleotide messenger RNA. Its product is annotated as probable CDP-diacylglycerol--inositol 3-phosphatidyltransferase 2. The record is from RefSeq and is a predicted model, not a curated record. NCBI's taxonomy places the organism in Eukaryota, Viridiplantae, Streptophyta, Magnoliopsida, Poales, Poaceae. The transcript is spliced from 11 exons. Gene Ontology annotation, cellular component: Golgi apparatus; membrane. Gene Ontology annotation, biological process: phosphatidylinositol biosynthetic process. The coding region runs from base 465 to 1136 and encodes 223 amino acids. Gene Ontology annotation, molecular function: CDP-diacylglycerol-inositol 3-phosphatidyltransferase activity.
GCUCUAUUUCUCCAAAUCUCAUCGUCUUCGCUUACUACAGGGGAGCGUCCGGCCGUCCGCGUCUCGCAGACCGCCGCCGAUCUCGUUUCUCCUGCCGCUCUUGGUCGUACUGCUUCGAACCCUAGCCGCUGGAGAAUCAGAUCAGAAAGGGACUUGGCGGUGGAGCAUAAAAUCGGAGCCUCGCCCACAGUGGUGCUACUGCUGGGCAUCAAAUCGGAAGUGGGCAGCCCAGCGCCCGGGCAUGGCGUGGGCGCGGUCGCCGGUCCGGUCGACACUCACACAGAAGCAUGGCCCAACUCCGGUCUCCAGCAAGGUGGUAUACACACUUGGAUAAUGGCCUUAGGUGUGAAUAUUGACCAGCUCCGCCACUCCUCCAUCUCUUAUCUUGCAGGAAUCCCACUAAGUAUACUUCCACCAUCAAUUUUAGUGAAGAAUUGAUUGUCUCCAAGCUGUUCUGAUUCACCAUGCCACAGUCAUCCGCAGAAAAAAUGCCGUCAGUUUAUCUGUACAUCCCUAACAUCAUUGGGUAUUUCAGGAUCAUCAUAAAUUUCAUUGCGUUUGCUGUUUGCUAUUCCAACAGGCUCCUCUUUGCUAUGCUGUACUUCUUCAGUUUUGUCCUGGAUGGCGUGGAUGGUUGGUUUGCACGGAAGUUUAAUCAAGCAUCUACAUUCGGAGCUGUGUUGGACAUGGUUACAGAUAGGGUUAGCACUGCUUGUUUGUUGGCCCUUCUCUCACAGUGUUACAGACCUGGUUUAGUUUUCUUGAUGCUGCUUGGGUUGGAUAUUACAAGCCACUGGUUUCAAAUGUACAGUUCUUUCCUGUCAGGUAAGACUAGCCACAAGGAUGUAAAGAACACAGGCAAUUGGCUUCUGAAAUUAUAUUAUGGGUAUAGGCCAUUUAUGGCAUUCUGUUGUGUUUCUUGUGAGGUUUUAUAUAUUAUCCUCUUUCUCUUUGCUGAUGAGAAAUCGACAAGCUUGCUUGGUACAUGCAGAGGUGUCCUGAAGCAAGGUCCCCUCACUCUCUUGGUGUUUAUUUCAACUCUAGUUGGUUGGGCAGUGAAACAAGUUACCAACAUCAUCCAGAUGAAAACAGCUAUGGAUACGUGUGUCGAGUUUGAUCCGAAGCGCAGCAAGUGAAGCUGGAAGGCCCGUUUUUGUUUUAUAUUUGACAUAUCCAAGGAAACACUCCAUGUGAGGCAUGUACACCAAUGUUCAUACAUAUAGCACCUGCUUCAUUUUUGUGAUGGCGCUGGUCUGUAGGACCAGACAGCAGCAUGCUGGUGGCUCUCCCUCAAAAAAACAAUAUGCUGUGGGAAGAACAGCAUAAAAAAACAGGAGAUAAGUGUGUGUUCACGAUCUUUGUUAUCUUGACUAGAGUAGCCUUUUUGAGCAUAUCUGAACAAUUUUCAUGUCCCAUUGAAAUCCUACUCCACUCAAGGAUGAUUUUAGUAUUGUAAACAUUGCAUGUACUUGAGUUGAAGACUUCCCCAGUUUUGUGUUAAACAUUUUGAGUCAA